This is a messenger RNA of Darwinula stevensoni, 2237 nucleotides long. NCBI's taxonomy places the organism in Eukaryota, Metazoa, Arthropoda, Ostracoda, Podocopida, Darwinulidae. The record is from the annotation of a GenBank genome assembly.
AUGAUAUGGUUUCGUCACAUCACGGAGGCAACGGAAGCGUACAAAGCCCGGGAAGGGAAGCAUAAGAAUCCGGAAUCCUCCGUUUUUCCCGACAGUGAUUCCUCUGUACCUGAUUCCUCCUCUACUAGUAGCAAGCUUCCAAAUGAUGAGGGGUUGGAGGGUGAGACCUCGUCGUCCUCUGUGGAGACGGAGAGCGGGAACGCCACGCUAUCCCCAGCCACACCCGGGGCACCGCUGGAUGCGCGUGCCAUCGCCUGCCCCUCCCCAACUCCGACUGAGAAGGGGAUCCAGCAGAAGGCAGGUGUGGGGAGUCCGUCGACGGUGCGGCGAUUCCAGAGAGUCGAGAUCCUCAAGAUUGCCGAAGGGUCUCAAUUGAUUUCACCCAGUGAAGUGGUGGUUUCGCAUGGCCCGGCCACUAUCCUCACUGCCGAACCUGUCCUCACUCCUAUAGAGCGGCUGAGGCGGAAAGAUGCCGAGAUCCAAGCCGCCCUGAAGGAGAAGCAGGCCUUAGUGGCUGAUAUCCUUCAGGUCCCAGCUUCAGACUAUGAGCACAUAGUUGACAUGGCCCUUCAUGCUCCCGGAGACAAGGAUGCGCGGGAGCUAAUCCUCUCCUCCAUCGAACAAGCCAAGCUCCUUGAGGGCCUGCUGAACGAGAGCCUGAGGAUAUCAGACGAGGUGCUGAUAGCGGCCACAUCGUCGGAGGCGUCUACCGCAGUGGCCCCAAGUCCCGGUGGAAGUGGGAGUCGCAAGGCCAAUCGCCUCCCAUCCAUCCCCACACAUCGCAUCCUCAGCAUCUCUGCCACCAUCAGCUCCCAACUCACUCAGCUCCUCCACGUCGUAGCUGAGCGAGAGGAGGAGCGUGAGCGGUUACGAAAGGAGGUGAAGAAUUCCCGUGAGCAACUUCAUCUUCUCCUCGAACAGAAGCUUCCUUCUUCCUCGCCACAGGUCCUCCCGGCCUCCUCUUCCCCCGCCGAGACACAGAACGACUCUCCAGAUGCGAGUCCAUUGAGGGGGGCCAAGGCCGAAGGAGACGAAGAUGAAGAGGAGACAGAAGAAGGGGAUCCUGCCAGCUGCACUUCCUCCAAAGACAGGCAAUCCUCUGAAGAUUCCAGUGAAGCAUACAUGGAUGCAUCCAGUUCCUCGUCACAUUCUCAGUCGCAGCCAGUCGAGAACUUGAGUGAGAAGGCCGAGAAGACUUGAUUUCCUAGUACUUUUUUGGCUCCUGUCCUCAUAAAUACAUACAGUCCUGUGACUCAACCAGUGAUCGCCUGUGGCAGCGCAAUGUGUGCGAACCAUGCUUGGUUUCCUUAAUCGUUUCUGUCUGUCUCACACAAAAGUCAAAGGAAGGGGAGCCCACGACAACUUGGACCUGUGUGCCGUCCAGCAACACCAAAGACGUUUGUUUGACUCCUUUGUCCCUCCCCACCUUUCUCAUGUGACCUCGCCUCCCUGCGCUCAUCUCUCUCUGGUCACGAAUCAAGAUUCCACUGCGGGUUCAUCAUGAAAAAAAAAAUCCAAUCAAAAUGAAUAUCCAAGUCGCUGAUUUCCCCAUGUCUUGUGAGAUGAUGUCCUAAAGUUUUUUCUUUGGGGUUCCCUUGUGAUUUUUAUCUUUCCUUUUUUUGACUUGAUUUUUUGAGGAAAAGUGAUACAUUAUCUUGAUAAUGGAGAUAUACUCUGUUGUCCUGUGCAGAUGUCCCUGUUCUCUCUCAUGAAACAAAAUUGCCAAUUCUUAACAUAUCAGAUGCGAAACCUCUUCCCAGGCCUGGACCUGUGUCCUAAUUCCAGCAGAAUGUUCAGUAUUGCUGCAGCAAUCCCUCCCCCUAAGUCCUCAACAUGUUCCUAUGCCUCAUAUAGAAUUUUUUUUCAAUGUAAGAGACAGUUUAAUGGUGUCUAGUCCCAAAUCUGUGUUGUCCUGCAAGACAUUGGUGAUUGCUGAAGCAUUUUCCUCUCCCUCUAUUCCUUUUCCUUCCACUACAUUAUACUUCCAAGUCCUUCAUCUCUACCUUGCAACUGAUACACUUUUGAGCUUCCCUCAAAACGAUCGGAAGCUGGCUUCCGAGAUCUACUUUAUUUUCCUUCUGUUCAGACAUCACAGGUACCCUGGCAGCUAAAUAAUAUUUCUGUGGCUUCUUUUCUCAUUUUCUUCAUCACAGUGGUGUUAUUUAUUUUCGGAGAAGGAAAAAAAUUCCCAGAAGAGCUUAUUGUUUUUUCCCAUUAAAAAUUUCCCCCCCCCCCCC